Planococcus citri (citrus mealybug) is the source of this 4143-nucleotide messenger RNA. Its product is annotated as T-complex protein 1 subunit epsilon-like. The transcript has 10 exons. The coding region runs from base 2311 to 3987 and encodes 558 amino acids. Gene Ontology annotation, cellular component: chaperonin-containing T-complex. Gene Ontology annotation, biological process: protein folding. The record is from RefSeq and is a predicted model, not a curated record. NCBI's taxonomy places the organism in Eukaryota, Metazoa, Arthropoda, Insecta, Hemiptera, Pseudococcidae. Gene Ontology annotation, molecular function: ATP hydrolysis activity; ATP-dependent protein folding chaperone; ATP binding.
GAUCACCCAGCGGGAUAAAUUGGCGUUACUCAGGUUUUUUUGCCAAGAUGGCUGCCAGUUGGUUGUCUUAUACGCAGGUCCAGUGUCUAUAUCUCCUAAUAACAUUUCCGAUUCUAGGGCUCUUUUGAACGCUUUUCGCUCAUCAUUCUGUUUCGUCGAAUGGGUUGCAUAUUCGUACAGAAUAAGGCGCAAAACUAACUUUUCGAAUCGCAGUCAAUUAUUGACCUUUUCUUCAAUUAGGCGAGUAAAAUACGAGGCAAAUGACCCAAAUUCGAUGUGAGGGGGGUUUUCAAUGUCGCUGAAUUCAUUUCUGAGAUUAUUUUUACACAUUACUCAAAUCUAGUCUCAAAAAAUCGAGUCCAAACUUGAUCUAUCGAGCUUGAAAGCUGUGUUUGGUACCAAAUUAUACGUUUCUGAACUACCAAAACCGAAAAUUAUUUCAGUACUCUGUACUGAAACCAGAAGAAGGCUUUUGAAAAGGAGGGAAGAAUUUUUUAAAUGAACUGAAAUAUUACAUGGCGUAAUAAUGUAUAGAAAUAUUUGAACUUUUCAUGAACGAAUUUGAAAAAUAUUUCAGUGCUGAAACAAAAUGACUUGAGCAUGGGAGAAGAAUGGAUUAACAUAAUACUCGUACCUCCUAUGCCAAAUUCAUAAUGAAAAAAUUCCAAACUUAAUUGUGUAAUUUUAAUCGGUGAUAAAUUUUUUAAAAAUUAUUAAAUUCGUUCAAAACCUCCACUUUUCGAAUAAUUUUUGUGCCUUGUGAAGUUUAAAUUAUGCAACUUAUUCGACACUUUUCAAAUGUAUUCGCGUUUUUCUCCGUUUAAAAACCCCUUGCGAACGUAAAAUAAAUGAUUUAAGGGUGAAUGGAGGGCACGAAGUUCAAAUUUACAAUUUUCACAAAAGUCAGGGAUGCCAACUUACCAGAUUAAAAAUAACUUUACUUCGAAUUUCUUGAAAAUCAUAUUCGUUGAAAAACUCCACGUUUCGAAUGAUUUUUCUGCCUUGAGAGUAGGCAACUUCUUCGACACUUUAGAUUAUUUUCCCAUUUUUCUCUUUUUUAAAGCCCUUACGAACGUUCAAAAAGGCGAUUCUGAGGUAAAUCUAGGCCACCGAGUUCAAAUGUACAAUUUAUUUCAGUCAGGGAUGCCAACUUCCCGGUUUAAGAACAGAUUACCAUAACAAUUGUGUUUUUCUCUGAUCAUUUCCGUCAUGAAAAAUUAAACAAUUGAAAAACCCCACGUUUCGAAUGAAUUUUGCCCCUUAUGAGUAGGCAACUUCUACGACGUGUUCAAAUAUUUUCAGUUUUCUCCAUUUUAAAACCCUCUACGAACGUGAGAAAGACCAUUCUGCAGUAAAUCGAGACCACAGAGUUCGAAUUAUUUCAGUCAGGGAUGCCAACUUACCGGAUUAAGAACAGGUUUACAUGAAAAUCGUGUUAGUUUCAUUGAAAAAAAUCCCACUUUUCGAACGAUUUUUGCGCCUAGAGAGUAGGCAACUUUUCCGGCACAAUUAAUUUAUUUCAGCCAGGGGUGCCAAUUUUCCGCAUUAAAUUUAUACAUACCUAUAUAAACCUAAAGACUCAAAUUUGUUGAAAAAAGCUCACGUUUCGAAUAAAUUUUUUGCCUGCAGAGUAGGCAACUUCUUUGACAGCCCCAAAUAUUUUCACAUUUUUCUCUAUUUGAAAACCUUUUAUAUGUACUGGUUUCAUCCUAAAAAAAAAAAAAAAAAAAAUGCAAUUCUGGGCUAAAUAUGAGCCGCUCAGUUCGAAUUGACAAUUAAAUCCUGUCAGAAAUGCCAAAUAAUCGGCACUUUACAUCAAAAUCGAAUGUCUUAGUCAACUUUCAUCAGAUUUAGCGCUCAAAAUUCGAAAUUUUCCUAGAAAAUAAGGUUCGGCGAUAACGACUUUUUGACCACUUUCAUAAAUUCAAUCAAAUUCAUCAUGAUCACAGCUACUGCCCUUGCUGACAUUUUGACAAAGCUAUCGAAGUAAGUUCGUAAGUUUCCCUGUUCUUCGCUCUACAUUUUGUAUACCUACUAUAGCAUCAUGUCACUCUUGUUUUGUUUUCAUCAUUCGUAGAAAUAUGCAACAUUGUUACAAAAAUUCAACUUCGUCAACAAAAAAAAAAAAAAAAAAAAAAAAAAAAAUGAAAGAACUUGAAAUCAUUCUUGCCAAGAAAUAUAUGGUUACCUACAUAUACCAAACACGAAACCUGAAUAGUUUUUCCUUCGUGGACGAUAAAUUUACAUAUGCAACAGAAAAAACAAUCAUCUGGAGAUUUUCUUGAAUAAUCACAUUAUCUAUUGUUUAAAAUGAAUCGUAAUACGAAAACCGGAAAAGAAAAGUAUGCUAGUCAUAUGACAUUUGACGAAUAUGGUCGACCAUUCAUCAUUUUACGAGAACAAGCUGAAAAAGAGCAGAUCAGCGGCGUUGAUGUAAUCAAGGGUCAUAUUUUAGCAGCCAAAGCUGUAACAUCGAUAAUGAAGUCAUCGUUGGGUCCUAAAAGUUUAGACAAAGCUAUGCUGUCUCCAGACGGAGAUUUAAUCGUUACCAACGACGGUGUGACAAUUUUACAACAAAUGGACGUAGAUCACGCCAUCGCAAAAUUAUUAGUCGAGUUAUCAGAAUGCCAAGAUAGUGGAGUAGGAGAUGGUACCACGGGUGUUGUUGUUUUAGCAGGUGCUCUAUUAGAAGAAGUAGAUAAAUUAAUCGAGAAAGGAAUCCAUCCGAUUAGAAUUGCUGACGGGUUCGAAUUAGCCGCUCAAUUUUGUAUGAAACAUUUGGACUCGAUUAGCGAACAGAUUUCGGUGGAUAAAAAUAAAGAUUUCUUGAAGCGAAUCGCUAUGACGUCGUUGAGAUCAAAAAUAGUUAGCAAAUGCACCGAGAAGUUCGCUGAAAUGGCCGUCGAAGCAGUUUUGAAAGUUGCAGAUCUUGAAAACAACUUCAUCGAUUUGGAACGUAUCAAAAUGGAUGGUAAAACUGGCGGUUCGUUGGAAGAUACAAUGUUGGUGAAUGGUGUCGCUCUAGAACAGCAAUUCUCUCACCCUCACAUGGAAAAGGAAUUGACGAAAGCUGCUAUUGCUGUCGUAGCUUGUGGAUUGGAAAUGCCCAAACCGAAUCAAGUGAAAGCUUAUUUAGAAAUGGCAUCUGUCGAUACGUUUAAAGAAGUUAAAGAAUACGAACAAGAAAUUUACGACCUGAUGGUUAACAAACUUGUUGAAGUUGGAGCGAAUUGUGUAGUUUGUCAGGCUGGAAUCGAAGAUACCGCGAAUUAUUUAUUAUUACGUACGAACACGAUAGGUCUGCGAUACGUAUCUGAACGUGAGAUCGAACUUAUGCGAAGUGCCACUGGUGCCAAAGUAGUAGCACGUUUUGAAGAUUUAACACACGAAAAACUUGGAUUUGCUGGAUCAAUUCGGGAAAUAUCAAUCGGUACCGAUAAUAGUCGACUGGUUCUUUUUGAAGAUUGUCUGAACUCUUCAGUUGUAACGAUAUUGAUUCGAGGAGGCAAUAGCCUUAUUAUCGAAGAAGCAAAAAGAAGUUUCCACGAUGCUCUGUGUAUGAUAAAAAAUCUCAUUCUCGAAAAUAAAAUCGUAUACGGCGGUGGUUCUUGCGAACUUUCGUGCGCUAUUGCCGUUUCUAAAGAAGCUGAUAAAAUCUCAUCUUUAGAGCAGUAUUCAUUUCGAGCUUUCGCCGAUGCCUUAGAAAGCAUUCCUAUAACGCUGGCCGAAAAUUGUGGUUAUUCUCCUAUCCAUUUGGUGACAGAAACAAAAUCCAGACAAAUUUUAGAAGAAAAUCCGUUCUUAGGUAUAGAUUGUAUGCAAGAAGGAACUAGCGAUAUGAAAAAGCAACAAGUAAUUGAAACUUUGCGCAGCAAAAAACAACAAAUACUUUCGGCGAUGCAAGUUGUCAAGCAAAUUUUGAAAAUUGACGAAGUUAGAGCUACCGAUAAAAAUUAUGGUAAACAUGCACCCUCGCAAUUUUUCUAAGUCGAAGAAAUAAUAUUAUGUGAAUUUCGUAUAUUGCUAAUUUUUUAGUCUAAAUUUUCUUGUAUUGUAAGAAAAUAAUAAAUUGGUAGGUACUUGCGAUCUUAUAGUUUAUACAUUGGUAAUUUUGAACUCUUAUAAUGAAAUUAAUUUCGAAGA